GCCAAGGUGGAGGUGACCAUGCAUGAGACUGUUGAGGUGUACCUGGGUGACUCAGCUCAGAUCCCCUGCCAGUACAGAUUCACUGACGCCAACAACAAGCCCAGCUUUGUCAUGAUCCAGUGGUUUGUGAGAUUUGAGGGUAACAGCUCACGGACGCGGAUCUUCUACAGCGAUGUCAGUCAGCAGAUGGUGGACAACAGCACAGACUACAGCGGUCGCAUUGUGGUGACUUCAGACCAGCAGGGAACUCAACUCACCAUCCAAACCGUACAACUCUCUGAUGAGAGGGAAUUCUUCUGCCAGGUCAACGGACUGGAUGCCGGGAACGCUGAAGGCAAGACCCACCUCAGGGUGUUUGCUCCUCCAGAAGCUCCAGUGAUUGAGGGUGUCCCUACUGGACUAUCUGUGACCAGUGAGGUGCCAGUCAAGGUUGCAUCUUGUGAGACUCGGAACGGCUUCCCUAAACCCAACAUCACCUGGUACAGGAACAGCAAGCCACUGGUGUCUGCACUGGGACAUGUAAACGUGUUGACCUUGGUGACCCGGGAUACCAGGGAUACCAGUAGCUUCUUCUCCGUCCAGAGCACGCUGGAGUACAAGGUGGUUAAGGAGGACAAGGAUGCCCACUUCUCCUGUGAGGUCAGCUUCUUCGUCCCAGGAGCUAUCAGGACAGUCGAGUCCAACAGCAUCAACAUCACUGUUCACUACCCCACCACCGAGGUGAAGAUGUGGAUAGAGUCGCCCCAGGGCUUUGUCAAAGAGGGGGAUACUGUGGAGCUGCGUUGCCAGGGUAAUGGCAACCCCCCGCCGGCCUUCAUUUUCAACAGAAAACAAAAACUGGAUGUGGACUUGGAGAACAACAGUAAUGUGUUGAUCCUGCCAUCAGUGUUACGGAAAGACAGCGACAUCUACCAGUGUCGCCCCUUGGACACCGACGGCUACACCAAGGUCCAAAAGAAGGAGCUCACCGUGCACUACUUGGACGCAGCUGUGGUGGUACCUAAAGAAUCAGAAGUCAUGUUUAAAGGAGAAGAUCUGACUGCAACCUGUAAUGCUCUGUCAUCCCUGCAUACAUCCACUUUCUGGUACAAGGAUGGACAGCAGGUGGGUAAGGGGCAUACAUUGCAUCUAAAGGAUGCCACCUAUGAAACAUCAGGAGAGUAUAUAUGUGAGGUGACUGUUCCCUUGCUGCCCGCCCUGCACACCAGCGGCUCCGUUAACAUCAUCGUCCAAGGUGGUCCCCAGGUGGUGGGAGUGGAGCAGGAGGUGCAGCUGGAGGUGGCAGCAGGCGGGAUGGUGAACCUAAGCUGUGAGGCUCUGGGCCAUCCACUGCCCAGCAUCACCUGGAACAUCAUCGGCAGCCAGAACUGGAAUGAGGUGGUGAACAAGGCAAGUGGACACAUGACUCACAGCGUGGUGUCAGUCAAAGUCACCUCAGAUAUCAGCGCUGUGUGCAACGCUUCCAGUGACAUGGGCACUGAAGGAAAGGCUUUCAGCAUCAAAGCCAUUCCCGGAGUCACCUCAACUGCUCGCUUUUCUCCGGCUGAGGGCAGUGGGGUGAUCAUAGUGGUGAUCAUACUGUGUCUGCUGCUGCUGGCCAUCCUCGGCAGUGUUCUCUACUUCCUGCAUAAGAAGGGAAAGAUCCCUUGUGGACGCUCAGGGAAACAGGAGAUCACCAAAGAAAAGACCACCAAAGAUGACAUUGUCGUGGAGAUGAAGACCAACACAAAGAAUGAGGACACCGUCCUCCUAAAAGCUGUCAACGGAGACAAAAAGGUCCGUAAUGACCAGGUUUGUGUAGCUGAGGGCAGUGGGGUGAUCAUAGUGGUGAUCAUACUGUGUCUGCUGCUGCUGGCCAUCCUCGGCAGUGUUCUCUACUUCCUGCAUAAGAAGGGAAAGAUCCCUUGUGGACGCUCAGGGAAACAGGAGAUCACCAAAGAAAAGACCACCAAAGAUGACAUUGUCGUGGAGAUGAAGACCAACACAAAGAAUGAGGACACCGUCCUCCUAAAAGCUGUCAACGGAGACAAAAAGGUCCGUAAUGACCAGUAAAGACCCUGAUGGUUCAGCAGCGUUGUGCAGCAGGAGGCAGGACACAUGAAGCCAGCAGUCAGUGUGUGUUGGAGCAGAGGAGGCAGUAGAUGCUCCCACUGAUAUGAAGACCUGCAGGGAAACACCACCUUACAGUCCGGACGUUCCCCCAUUUGCUUUGUUCUAAGCAGUAUUCAGUAGAUUUAAACACAACCUCAUUCAUAUACAGACAUUACAUAAACACUUUGUCUUACUAUCUUCGUGGGGAACACUCAUUGACAUAAUGCAUUCCCUGACCCCUUACCCUAACUGUAACCUAAUUCUAACCUAAACCGUAAAAUCAAGUCUUAACCGUCAAACAGCCCUUUAAACUUGCAGAGUUCAGCAUUUUGGUCCACACAACGGUGGUCAGUCCCAACAAGUAUUGUAAAGCCUGGUUUUGGACCCCCGAACAUUGUAAAACAAAAACACAAACACAGGUAUGUAUGUACAGAUGUGUAUUUCCUGUUGAAUGAAUGUUCGCUUCCUGGACAUUCAGUUUCUCCCAUUUGUUUUGUACUAUUUCCUCAAACUGCGUUCAGCUCUCAGCUCUUGUUCAGCGUGUGUAUGAUGGUAUCUCGUGUGCAUCAUCAGCUUUUGUUUUUUCUUUUGUUGUUUUUUUAUGAAAGUGUAUAUAUUAUAUAUAUUUUGUUAUUUAAGAUAUUUUGGCACUCAGAUUUUCAUUUCACGGUACCCUCUGGGUCAUGUGCAUGCUGAUCCAUGUUCAUGGGUCCAGGUGAGUUUCAGGACAGGAUAUGAUGUCAGACCAAACACUAGCUGCUCCUCUGUGGCAGCUCUUUACCGUUGACCUGAAGAAGUGUUCGAGUGUUUGUGCAUGUUUGACAUGUUUACUACAGAUAACACAUACAGUACUGCUGACCAUUCAGUGUAGGUUUUUUUGUUUGUUUCUGUACAGUUUGAGGCUCUUUUAACAACAUUAAUCGCAGGCAUGGAUGUUAAUCUCUGUGAUGGAUUACUGAACUCCAUCAAGUCUAAAGUUUCAACGUGUUUUUUAAAAACGUGAAAUAAAUGUAAAGCAGUGGUUGUGGAAGGUAGAAAUACAUUGAAUGUCUAAGUAUAGCUCUCUCCAGUUUAUGAUGUAUCAUCACUGCAUUCAAGUCACAGAGCUAAGCAUCAGUUUUUUUUGGAAAAAGAAAAUGUGGUGAUCUUUGAAAAACAGAAAGCUCUUGCCUAACACUUCGUGUUGUUUUGUUGAAGGUGUUUCAACAACACUUCUUAAAGAGUCUUCUGCAACAACCAAAUAUUCCAGCCGCUGUAUUUUUAACCCAUUUUCUAAUAUGAAACUGUAUUUCCUUAAAACAAUGACCAGAUAUGACACAUCACCUUGCUCUCUUCUGUAUGAAAAUAUUUAUCAAGAACAAUCGACAAAAAAAGAAUUCUAAAUUUUAUCCACAGUUGUGACAUAAUGCAAGUCAUUGCAGAACUGAAAGUAACAUCUGGGUCUGACUCAUGUUUUUUAUUCUUGUGUACUUUCUGGACACCAUCUUAGGAAAAUGGGUUAAAAAUCUUUUAUAUUGUGCAGUGGGUGGCAUUUAAAAAAACAUCCUGAUGGGUAAAAAAGCUUUUGAGGAAUUUUGAAAUACCUUUAGAAGUAAGAGGGUUUUUAAGACCUUCUGGUUUUUUCAUCAUCAGGGAUUCAUUAUAAUGACAACAGAUGAGACACAAACUGGAGCUAUUCUACAGGAUGCUUAGAUGGUCAGUGUGCCUGAUUUAUAGUAAACCAGCUAAAACAUGCAACAACACUGCUAUGCUCCUUUAAGGGCCCGUGUUGUGAAUAUGUACUGAUAGCUCACUGUGUGUAGGUUAUUGUGACGAACAUUUUGUUGCUGCGAGCGCCACAUUGCCCAGAUGACUUGCAACAUUAACAAAGUAGUGAUUUUUUUCCUGUUGUCUUUUUUUUUUUUCUCCACUGAGUUGAGGUGUUAAUAAUAAGUUAAUAAUCCAGGUACAGGACGUCCUCAGGCGAGACGUGUCCUCAUGCGCAGUGUGACGCGGUUAUUAUGGUUUAGAGAAGCUGCACAAAACCAUAACCCCAACCUUCUCUGAUGUGCAGUCAAACAUUUCUGAUUUGAUCCGGAAAUCUACACCGCGUCUUUUCAGUUUAAUUCAACUUUAAAUACACCAUCUUUUUUGUUAUGGAUUUUUCGCCUGUGGGAAAACAAGUUUUUCUAAAUGUGUGUACUGUACAUGUGAUUCUUUGACGCUUGCAUUUUGUUUUAUAUUUUUUGCAAAAAAAAUAAUGCCAAAUAAAAGUGUUUCAUUUAGAGAGA
This is a messenger RNA of Micropterus dolomieu (smallmouth bass), 4361 nucleotides long. RefSeq names its product melanoma cell adhesion molecule a (gene mcama). The coding region runs from base 19 to 2052 and encodes 677 amino acids. The record is from RefSeq and is a predicted model, not a curated record. NCBI's taxonomy places the organism in Eukaryota, Metazoa, Chordata, Actinopteri, Centrarchiformes, Centrarchidae. Gene Ontology annotation, biological process: angiogenesis. Gene Ontology annotation, cellular component: plasma membrane. The transcript has 17 exons.